Acanthoscelides obtectus is the source of this 1791-nucleotide messenger RNA. NCBI's taxonomy places the organism in Eukaryota, Metazoa, Arthropoda, Insecta, Coleoptera, Chrysomelidae. The record is from the annotation of a GenBank genome assembly.
CCAGGUAAAAAACAAGACAGAUUUUAUACCUUUGAUAAUAAUGCCGAAGGUUUACGUUCCCAAAAAGCGCCCCUACGACGAAAAAGACAUGGAAACAGCUCUAAAACUAAUAGAUAAUGGCACUUUAUCUCUUAGAAAUGCAGCUAAACAUUUUAAAAUUGACAAAUCUGCUCUUUCGAGAAGACGUACUCGUUCACUUGGUAAACAGGGAAGAAAAACUUCUCUAACCAAAGAAAUGGAAGUAGACUUAAGUGAUAAGAUCAAAAUUAUGGCAAAAUGGGGUUUUGCUCUCACUAAACCAGAGAUACAAGCAAUAGUUCAAACCUAUGUACAAGAAAACCACCUUACUACCCAGUUUAAGGAAGGAAAGCCCGGAAAAGAUUGGUUUAAACAUUUUUGUAAGCGCAAUAGACUAAGUCAAAAAAAGCUUGAACAACUGGAAAGAUGCAGAAGGACAGCUACAAAUGAUCCAUUCAUCAUCUUCGGCUUUUACGAUCGCCUGAAUACUUGCAUAUCUGAUUUGAAAUUACAAGACAAGCCUAGACACAUUUGGAAUUUAGACGAGACCAGUUUUUCUUCUGACCCAGCCAGAAUAAAAGGCGUUGCUGGUAUUGGUCAGAAAGUUCACCGGAACAUAGAGCUGUCAGGAGAGGAAAAUACCACCGUAAUAGCCUGCAUUUCAGCAAGUGGUACUUUGUUACCUCCUCUAAUAAUUUUCCAAGGGCAAAAUUUAUGGAGCAGUUGGAAAGGUAAGACCGAUUUACCAAAUACAUGUUAUGCAGCCUCAGAUAAGGGACGGAUGACUUGUCAGAUUUUUCAAGAGUGGUUCCAAAAGUUUUGUGCACAGGUUCGUGAACGCCCACUUCUUGUCAUACUGGAUGGACAUGUUACCCAUUUGGAUAAAUCGACGAUAGAAAUGGCUGUGCAAGAAAAUAUAACUUUAUUGAAACUCCCCGCUCAUACAACUGACUUGCUGCAACCGCUUGCCAGAUGUUGCUUUGGUCCAUUUAAAUUUAAAUGGAAUGAAGCUUUGAUUAACUGGCAAAGACUUAAUCAGAGAAAACCCUCUAGAAGUGAAUUUAGUGAUUUGAUAUGCAGCAUUUGGAAUGAGGGUUUAUCUGCAGAAAUGAUUAAAUCUUCGUUUGAAAAGGUUGGGAUAUUUCCAUGCGAUAAGAAUAGAUAUCCAGAAGAUCGCUUAGAUCCUGCAAAGCUACUUAGAUAUAAAGCACAUGGGGUGAUUGAAAAUCCGCUUGAUAUUUUCGAAGAUUGCGAUGAAGAAACUCCACUACCGCAGACCGAACAGUUUAUUGAAUCUGUUCCAGAUCAAUCUAACAGUGCUUCUUCCAAGCCAUCUAGCUCCUUUGAAUCGUUACUUCUGGAGAAAAUUCGAAGAACCCCAAACAUAAUAGCAAGAAGAAGAAAAAUAGACUCUAUGGCAAAAGUCCUAGCAACAAAAGGAAAUACAGGAGAAAGAACAAAAUAAGAAAAGUCAUAAAGGUGUGAAAUCUACAAAAUCAAAAAAGAAGCAAAAGGCGAGUAAAACAGUAGUUGAGAGUGACAGUGAAAGCAGCAUUAACGAACAGCUAGUUUUUCAAAACUUUCUUUGAACUUUUUCAAUGUCAUGCGCGUAGCAUCCGUAACAUGGGUUCCAUACAAUACCUGCUUACUAAAAUUUAGAGCCUAAAUAUACUAAGUGACAUAUAAAUCCGAACACCCAGUUUAAAUGGUUUCAUUUUAAUAAAAGUUGGUGAAUGUAUUUAUCUUACUGUAAAUAACAAGUGAAAAAAUUUU